Vicia faba (fava bean) is the source of this 456-nucleotide messenger RNA. The record is from the annotation of a GenBank genome assembly. Lineage: Eukaryota; Viridiplantae; Streptophyta; Magnoliopsida; Fabales; Fabaceae.
AUGCCAAACAAAUCUUCCCUGACUACCAAAUUGAAUAACUUGCCAUCAAUAUCCAUACAGACUAUUUUGUUUAGAUUGAACGAUAAAGAAACUCUCAACAUAAUUCUCGCAACAUCAAGAACUGAACCAUUUGAAGUGUUCUCGCAGAAACAAAUAAAAGUAGCCAAUGAAUUAGCUAAAGCCACAAAGAAAUCAACGUUCCAUGCGUGCACCGGAACCCUGAAAACUCUAAUCCACACUACUCUUCCAUCGUCUACUUCAUCCUCGUUCCACUUUCUUACCUCUGAGAAUCAUUGUUUCCACCAUGUUUCCCUCUCUCCUAUCAAGUCUUUGAUUACUCCUUCCUCUGAUUCUUCCAAUAAGCACAGGUUUGCACCCAACGUUGUAACCUUGAUCACAAAUAACCCUCCAUCUCAAAAUAUGUUUGGAUAUUGUAAGCUGAACCAUGAAUUAUGA